UUUGUGAGUGGUUGGGUGUAAGUGAAACUGAUCAAAGCGCCACGGCUGGUGUUCUUGGCUCCCGGGCGAAACCUGCCGCAUCGGGGGCCAAAAAGAGUCGGCCGGGGAAGGGAGACAAGAGAGGGAGAAGGGAGGGCCACCUCCAACCAACCAGCCAAGGAAAUGCCGCCGAGCCUCUGAAGGAGAAGAAGAGCCUCUGAAGAAGGAGACGGCGACGGGUUUGGUGUUGGGAGAUCUAACUUUGCAGAAUCGGUGCCGCCUCUGCGGGAUCCUCAGGGAGCUCCGCGUACUCCCCUCUGCUCCAUCCCACAUCAAGGAUGCAAUAAACCCCGCUUUCAAAACAAAAAGCCACGCCGCCACAUGCCGGAAAGAGAAGGUCCGAAGGGGAGAAAAAAACUCGAAGCCGCCAACAGCCCGUUCCCCGAUCCCGCAACCAUGAAGAGCAGCUGGAGCCGAAGUUUCUUCUCUGCGCUGGUUUUCCUCCUGUGGAGCCUCCGGUCGGCGGCUUCUCAAGCAGUUUGUGCGGGCACCCUAAAUGGACUCAGCUUCACUGGGGACACCCAGCAACGCUACCAGACGCUAUACAAAAUGUACAACAACUGUGAAAUUGUCAUGGGUAAUCUCGAGAUUGUGCUCAUUGAAAAGAAUCCGGACCUCUCCUUCCUUCAGACUAUCCGAGAAGUGACUGGCUAUGUUUUGGUCGCUAUGAAUUACUUUACAUACUUGCCGCUGCAGAAUCUGCGCAUGAUCCGAGGGACCCAGUACUAUGAAGACAAGUAUGCACUCUACAUUCUCCUCAACUAUGAAAACAAUGUCACACAUGCCCUGCACCAGCUGGGCUUCAACCAGCUUACAGAAAUCCUGUCUGGGGACGUCUACAUUGGGAGAAACAAACAGUUAUGUCACGUGAAGACUAUUGACUGGGACGACAUCAUCCGGGAAUCCAAAUUCCAGGCUGUGGUCCAUGACAAUGGAGAAAAUUGUCCUCCAUGCCAUGAGAACUGCAAUGGGCACUGCUGGGGUCCCGGUCCUGAAGACUGUCAAAAGCUGACCAAGACCAUCUGUGCUCCUCAGUGCAAUGGACGCUGUUUUGGCCCCAACCCCAAUGAAUGUUGCCAUGACGAGUGUGCAGCAGGAUGCACUGGCCCUCUCAAGACAGAAUGUUUUGCCUGCCGGCAUUUCAAUGACAGUGGGGCAUGUGAGACGCGCUGCCCCCCACCGUUGAUCUACAAUAAGCUCACCUUCCAGCUGGAGCCCAACCCUGAUACCAAAUAUCAAUACGGUGGCAUCUGUGUCAAAAACUGCCCAUAUAAUUUUGUGGUGGAUCGGAGUUCGUGCGUCCGGACCUGCCCUAAUAAUAAAAUGGAGGUCGAAAAAAAUGGCCAGAAGAUAUGCCAGCUCUGUGAGGGACUCUGCCCAAAAGCUUGUGAAGGGACUGGAAUCGGGAGCAAAUACCAAACUGUGGAUUCCAGCAAUAUUCACCACUUUAUCAACUGCACCAAAAUCUUGGGCAACUUAGACUUCCUUAUCACUGGUCUGGAAGGAGACCCAUGGCACAAUAUAAGUGCUCUGGACCCAGAAAAACUCAACAUCUUCCAGACAGUACGAGAGAUCACAGGUUACCUGAACAUCCAAUCUUGGCCCAAACACAUGCACAACUUCAGUGUCUUCUCCAACCUGGCCACUAUUGGUGGACGCAGCCUUUACAACCGUGGUUUUUCACUGCUGAUCAUGAAGAACAUGAAUGUGACCUCUUUGGACUUCCGCUCACUUCAGGAGAUCAGUGCCGGCAAGGUCUACAUCACUGAGAACCGGCAACUGUGCUAUUACAACACCAUCAACUGGGAACGCCUUUCACGCCGACGUUCGGACCUUGAUAUCAAGAGCAACAAACCCGCCAGGAAGUGCACCCAAGAGGGGAAAGUCUGUGAUCCUCUUUGUUCCCGUGACGGCUGUUGGGGGCCCGGGCCGGACCAGUGUGUCUUCUGCCGCAACUACAGUCGCGAGGGGACCUGUGUGGAGUCCUGCAGCUUUUAUGAGGGGGAGGUUCGAGAGUUUGUACAAGGAGGUGCAUGUUUCCCGUGCCAUCCCCAGUGCCAGAAAAUAGAGGGAGGUCUCACCUGCAAUGAAUCGGGUGCUGAUGGCUGCACCAGUUGUGCGAACUACAAGGAUGGGCCCCACUGUGUAGAGAGCUGCCCUGAAGGUAUCCUAGGCGAGAAGGGCCUUAUCUUCAAGUUCCCGGAUGCCAACAAGGAGUGUCGGCCAUGUCACGAGAACUGCACACAGGGGUGCAGUGGUCCACGGAUUGAAGAUUGCUUCAUGGAGGAAUUGCCUGUUGCCAGGAAAGCCCCAGUAGUCAUCGCCGUGCUGGUGGUGGGCUGCCUCUUCGUUUUCUGUUCCUGUGUCUUGCUCACCUUCUUGUACUGGCGUGGGAAGAAGAUUCAGAAGAAAAGAGCCAUGCGCAGAUAUCUGGAGAGAGGAGAGAGUCUGGAGCCCCUGGAUCCCAGCGAGAAAGCCAAUAAGGUCUUGGCUCGGAUCUUCAAGGAGACAGAGUUAAAGAAGCUGAAAGUCAUAGGAUCAGGAGUCUUUGGCACAGUUCACAAAGGUGUCUGGAUUCCAGAAGGAGACUCCAUCAAGAUACCUGUGAGCAUCAAAGUUAUCCAGGACCCCAGUGGCCGGCAGACCUUCCAUGCUGUGACUGAUCACAUGUUGGCAAUUGGCAGCCUGGAUCAUGCUUAUAUUGUCCGUCUCCUGGGCAUCUGUACUGGCACCCAGCUGCAACUUGUGACCCAGCUCCUUCCACUUGGCUCGCUGCUGGAGUAUGUCCACAAAAACAAGGAUGCAAUUGGUCCCCAGCUGAUGCUCAACUGGUGUGUGCAGAUUGCCAAGGGCAUGUACUACCUGGAGGAGCACCGCAUGGUUCACCGCAAUCUUGCUGCCCGCAAUGUUUUGGUAAAGUCCCCCAGCCAGGUACAGGUGGCAGAUUUUGGCAUUGCUGACCUGCUCUAUCCAGAUGACAAGAAAUAUUUCUACAAUGAGAUUAAGACACCAAUAAAAUGGAUGGCUCUGGAGAGCAUACACUUUGGAAAAUAUACACACCAAAGUGAUGUUUGGAGUUAUGGAGUGACAUUGUGGGAGAUGAUGACCUUUGGAGGUGAACCGUAUGCCGGAAUCCACCUGUCUGAAGUGCCUGACCUUCUGGAGAAAGGAGAACGUCUCUCACAGCCCCAGAUCUGUACCAUUGAUGUCUACAUGGUGAUGGUUAAAUGCUGGAUGAUUGAUGAGAAUAUUCGCCCCACUUUCAAAGAGUUAGCCAACGAGUUCACACGUAUGGCCCGUGAUCCCCCUCGCUAUCUGGUGAUUAAGAGAGAGAGUGGGACACUUCCCCAGUUUGAGCCACCUACACUCAGUGAAAAGGAGCUGGAUGAGAUGGAGACCCUGGAGAUGGAGACCGAGGAGGAGGAACUCAAUAACCUCUUUGCCUCCAGGCAGUGGGUCGACUCUCCUCGGAGUCCUAAUCUUCUGAAUCCUUCUGCUGGCUACAUCCCUAUGAAUCAGAGCAGCCUCCCUGGAAGUCGUCAGAGCGCCGGGCUGGGCUCUCGGCAGACUUUGCGCACAAGGCAGGAGUCGACAGGCCGCACGGUGUCGGAGUCCUCAGAGGGACGGGGCACGGCCUCGGAGUAUGACCUCACAGAGGACCUGUCCUUGUCUGGGAGCCUGUGUCGCAGCCUGCGCUCCCGAGGAGACAGCGCCUACCUGUCUCAGCGCGAGAGCCUGAUGCUCCCCGUUGGAAGUGCUGAUGGAGAAGAGGAUGCCAAUGGCUAUGUCAUGCCAGACCGAAAUGGCAGAGAGCGAGCUGCUGGCAUGGCUGCCUCCCUAGUCCAUGGGCCUGUGCAUGAAGUAGAGGAAGAGUACGAGUAUAUGAACCGGCGGCCCCUCAAGAGGAUGGCCCCGCAGCCCCGGCCGGCCUCUUUAGAGGAGCUCGGCUAUGAGUACAUGGAGCUGGGCUCAGAACUGAGUGCGUCUUUGGGCAGUGUGCCCAGCUCCCAACUCACCACGCCCUGUCGGGAGGAGGAGGAGGAAGAUGAAGAAGAGGACUACGAGUACAUGAACAAGCAGCCCAAGCUCAGCAAGUCCCUGAGCAGCAUCCGCAGUUCUCGUGGGGACUAUACUGACAUGGACUCUGGCAUCACGCAGGGCUCCCCGGACGAGCAGGGGUACGAGGAAAUGGAUGCCAUCUUGCCUCCAGUUCAGUGCCCAGGCUGCCAGAGCCCACCCUGCCCUAAAAAUGGGUUUGUGAAGCCCUUGCGCACCCUUGAAGCCUCAGACUGUGCUUUUGACAACCCUGAUUAUUGGCACAGCCGGCUGUUCAGCAAGGCAGAUGUGCAGAGGACAUAGCCGAGGCUGGGUGUGUUUUCUGUCCAUUUGUGAGGGAAACAAACCCUAACCCUGGUUCUUUGGCUGCCGACAUACCUGCACUAAUCGUCAAAAGGGGAUGUUCCACAAGACUACUGAAGCUUGAGGACUUUGGCCAUAAUGGGCAACUUCAGCCAACUCUGAGGCCUCCUAAGGAUGCAGUGUGGCUCAGCUACCUGACGCCAUAAUCUGAUGAGCCACGGCUCUUUGUUCCACACCUCUUUGCUCUGGAAGUCGAAGGGAAUCAGAGCCUUAUGGAGGCACUCAGUCUAAACUAUGGAACCCUUUCUGAUACAAACAGAGAGAAGGCCCACCAUGGUGAAAUGAGACAUUCACAUGUAGGAAGAAACUAGCUGACUGCUUCUGUGGCCUUAAAUUCCUGGGGCUGACAUUCUCCUCAGGAAGCAGCUCUGGUUUAGAAAGUCAGCUAGAGUCUUUCUGGUGCUGACCCAGUGAGGUCUUGUGUGGAGAGACUCCUCUUGGGCAGAGCCCUCAUCAACAGCCGAGGCCUAAUGGGGGCUGUUGUAGUCAGUGUAAAGAAAACCCUCUGCCUGUGCUGAGCCUUGCCAUUGGCCAUAAGACUGAAGGAAGGCUACCUGGAGAAAAAAUGGCGUCCUUGCUUGUCAUGCCCUGUCCCUACCAAACGUGCUGAAGAGGAGAAGAGGAUUAGUUUUCGGGGUGGAUAUGAAGGAUCAUAACAUUUUGCUUUUUUGUAGAGCCCAACACGGCCUCACUUAGGGAGACAGUACACCUGAGUUUGAACCUGAGAUAAGAUUUGGGUGGUUUGGAUCCUACCUCUCAAUAAGCCACUGAGUUUGAAAAAGAUAAAGCCCAGGGCUCCUGGAUUCUGCCUUCAACUAUGAGUAAUGUUUGCACAUACCAUUAGCAAACCGUGUGCCUUACAAGUUUCCAUAUCAGGAUGUGGAGAUACUUUGGAGGAGAGAGUGGCCAGGACACAAAGCCUGAACAUGCUGGAGACUUGGACUUCCUUCCUCAGGCGUUUGUGAAUAGGCAGCUUAAAGUCACACACACACACACUCUGCCUCUGCCGAUCGUGGAAGAUCUGGAAGUAAAUGCCAGCGUCCCAGAACAAGGAGCAACAGAGAGAUACCACAGUCUCUUUUGGAGACGGAAGUAACUGUCCUCUCAUCCCUUGGCAGAAAGGGGUUGGAGGCAAAGCCCUUUUGGAAAAACUUCGUUUUCCAUAUUGCCUUCCCUAGUGAAAAGAAAUGUGGGAUAUUUCCCAAGGUGAAGGCCAAGUAAAGAGAACAGCAAUAACGUAGUCUGGUGAACAACUGAAGGGAGCCGUGGUUCUCACUUUGUUGAUCUUUGCUGUUCAAGAGACUGCAAAGUCACAUUAGGGACCUUAAUAGUGUUACUCUUGAUUCUUUUGAAUCAGGCUCUUUUACACAAGAGUAUAGUUUGGGAACAAAUUUCUCCCUUCCAUCACCACCGCCCCACCUUACCCUGAAGGCCAGUCAUGUUGUAAGUAACCCUGACUUUGUUUCCACAUGUUCUGCAUUGCAUCAUACCAAGGAAUAUUUAGCAAAGGGGGAGAAAUCAAACCUGAUCAGGGAGAGAUGAAUACUGCAGGGGAGGACUCUGCAUUUGAUCUUAGGCUCUUGCUUGCAUCCUCCAAAUGGUGUCUACAGUGUGGUUUGAACAGUACGUCCCUCCCUUACGUAGCCAGUCACCAUUUUAGAUUAGCACAAAACCAGUAUCGCGAAACACAGUUAGGGUUUUUGUCAGUUAUCCUCAGAGUCUCCUGCCCCACCCAUGUUGAUGUCUAGGCUUCCCUUUGAAUACAGUAUAUGAUUGAACGUUAAAGCCAAGAUUUUUUAAUGCACCUUUUAUACUGUUAUGUAAUCAAUGGGUUGAUGAAGUGCUUAGCAGGAAUCAGAAUGUGUGAACACCGUAGCUAGUUUUCAUCCUUUUGUUGUCCUUUCGAGUCCAAACCGAUGGUAGUGGCAAUGUGAAAGACUAAGUGAUAUAUGGAAGAAAACUUCACUCUCAAGAGCUGCCUCAGAUCACACAUUUCUCAGGUUUUCAACAGUGAAUUAAAAGUAGAAGCUCCUUUAAACUAAACACUGAAAUUCACCAGAUUCUGAAGGGGGUCACCUCAUUUUACCUUUCCUGUUUUCAGGCUCUGUGCUUAUAAGAUACAGUACAGUAUUGUCUUCCAGUGAACGUUGCUUUCUUCCUUCCCAGUGUGGGAAACACCAGAAGCCCCUCAAAUUAGCUCUCUGCCAGGAUCAGGAUUUUAUAGGGUGUGGUUGAUUCACAGAGUUGAAAAGCAGCUAUAAGUUCUCCUGGCAGCAGCCCUGGCACCUGAGUUAAGCAGAACACCAACCUAAGGAUUGCUGGUUGAUUAGAGAGAAAACCUCUACUGCCCCCUACUUCUGAGUUAUUAAGAUUGUUACUGUUUAUCUUGGCUCCUGGAGAGGCAAAAUCAUUGAAAUGUCAGUGAAGAAGGAAAGUACACGAGACUAACCACUUUUUAUCUUUUUGCCAUAUUGUUGGAUAUAUAUGACUGAAGAACUGCAGCAUUUUCUUUUGCAAAAGUAUCUGAUCCGUCUAUAGUCUCUUCCAAAGUAUACAUUGGUUUAAUUAGGCCAACCGUAUAGAUACAAAAAUGUGUGCAAGCUUUAGAGAUUGUGUUCAGUGGGAGUCAGAUCAGAAUUGUGCGAUAUGGUAAGAAAAAUAAUUCUUUGUUUAUUUUUAGAAGCAGAAAAUGUAUUAAACAAAUAAACCCACUUUUCUACAAACCAGCCAACCAAAUUUAUGCCACAUCUAAAUUGGACAGGGCUUCUGUACCUGCACGGGUUGUGGGGAAGUUACAGGUUUACCAGCUCCUCCUCCUCCUCCUUCCACUGUAGCUCUUAGGGGGUCACGUACACCGAAGCGCUAUUCAUUGCAACUUUUACAGCCCCAUCCUGUGCAUGGCUAUGAAACAAAAAUGGCUUUAUUUACAGAUAAAUGUGCAUACGCUUGCACUUUUAGAGACAAAAUGGUCUCGUGAAGACUGGACUUGGCCAUAUGUAGCCUAACAAAUGGUAUACAGUAAAGCAACAGGAAGAAAAGGAAUCAAUUUUCCUCUGUAACUCAGUAUUUUUACUGUGGAAGUGUUUGGUUUUAAAGAGUUUGGCAACAAGGAAAUAAUUUUGAGCCAGAGUUUAGUUGAGGAUGCAUGAAAGAAAAAUCAGGAUUAAAACAGGUAGGUCUAUGAUGAUAUGAUGAUGGGCUGGAGGUUUUCUAGCCCCUGCAUACAUCCCAAGUACUGUUGUCCCUCUCUUUAGUUAGACAGCUGUGGUAUAAGUGAAUAGACUAUGGCAACCAAAAUAAGAACUGUCCAGACAAUUAAACUGAGAUACCACUUUUUUAAAAAAUACCAAUUGCUAUAUACAUGACAAACAAGAAGCAAACACACUGGAAGGUGAUUCUUUGGCUUUUUUAAAAUGUGUGUCUUUGCAAUGUUAGGGUCCUUAUGCCUCUUUGAACAUGUUUCUCAAAGCUGGAUGGGUAUAUGGUCUGUCAUUAAAAAUAAUGUUUAAUUUUUGUUUUUCAUUGCCGUGCUUGGAAACUGGUGAAAUGAAGGUAUUUCUCUGUAACAAAUUGGAACUGGAAGGAAUCCAAAUGUUUACACACUUUGAAUUGCUUUGUACAAUGUCCUAGCCUCAGUGUAACAAGGGAUAAUAAUGGUGUUUCUUUUGUUUUGUUUUUUGAAAGAAGAAUAAUAUACCUCUGUUGUUCUGAGCUGGACAAUGGGAUACUUCUGUGCCAAGGCAUUAGCAAAUGGGAAAGAUGGCAGUGGGCCCUGAAUAUAUAAGGACAUAACAAUCAAAUGGGUUGAGUUUCAUUUUAUAUUUUUCUUCCUUGUCAAACAGAUUAUUGUUAUGAAAGUUAGAUUAAUCUUGCAACAAAUGCUUACAGAAAAGGCAUGAGAUUUCUGCCUUUCUUCUAGCUCAGUUCCUGUGCCUUUAAUAGCAGCCUUCUAGGCAAUCCUGUACAUGCCUACUCAGAAGUAGGAUCCAUUGAUAAUUAUAUAAAAGGUUGCAAUCAAAGUGGUGGACAAGAUUUACAUGCUUAAUUCAUGCACGUUAGCCUCUUACCAAAAACUGAGCAGGGCCAAUAAAAGCAAAUGGAAUUAUCAAGCUUUUUAGACAAAAUAAAAUAAAAUACUAUGAUAGAAUAUUUUGGUAUAAAUUGUAAAUAUGUAAAUGCCUGUAUUUUAUUGUACUGACUUUGGUGCUAAAGAAACCUAUACAAGACUUUGAACAACAGCAUCAGACCAAUUUUUUUUUGUUUGAAAAAAACUAUUGUGCUCAUUCAGGGAUCAGCUCUGUAGCAGAACCUUGAGUUACUUCUCCUGUAACUGCUUCAAAGGUUUAAACUUUAAGCGACAUUUUUACCACACUUCAAUGUGAUUGCCUAAGAAGGCAGGAGAGUAAUUUUCUUUUUAAUACACAUGGUCUUCUGUCAAGUGAAAAGAAAGUCCAGCCUUUUGAUGACCCUUGGUUCAUUACACAAUGUCAUUGGCUGUGUUUUCUUAGUCCCAGGCAUUGCAUUUUGUUAAGGAACUGACUGGAACGGUCAUUAGAAUUUUAUAGAGUCACCAGCUCUUCCAGAACUGUCGUUCCUAUGGCUCCCUCUAAGUACCAAUGACAAUUAAACCAGUUUUAAGUUUAUAGUGGGGAUAUGCUGCUCACCAACUUGUCAACUCAUUGCCUUCAGCUUUCUGAGGGCAUUUUCCUGCAAGACUGUGUGAGCAGAGGUAUGAUUUCUGGGCAGGAAGGCAGUCACAGUAUUCACGUUUGCUCCUUGGAGAGCAAGUACGAGACACAAGCCACCUUUAAAGAUCUGUCCAUACAGUGCUUUCUGACAGAGGUACUUUGAUGAGUCAAAGGCCUUAAAUUGAUGUGUGCGUGCGUUUGUCUUUGUCUUUGUCUUGAAUACAAAAUAAAAACUGAUAAUGAUAAACUGCA
Pogona vitticeps (central bearded dragon) is the source of this 9398-nucleotide messenger RNA. RefSeq names its product erb-b2 receptor tyrosine kinase 3 (gene ERBB3). Gene Ontology annotation, molecular function: neuregulin binding; protein tyrosine kinase activity; ATP binding. Gene Ontology annotation, cellular component: signaling receptor complex; plasma membrane; basal plasma membrane. Gene Ontology annotation, biological process: cell surface receptor protein tyrosine kinase signaling pathway; negative regulation of apoptotic process; protein phosphorylation. NCBI's taxonomy places the organism in Eukaryota, Metazoa, Chordata, Lepidosauria, Squamata, Agamidae. The record is from RefSeq and is a predicted model, not a curated record.